Vigna unguiculata (cowpea) is the source of this 1566-nucleotide messenger RNA. RefSeq names its product calmodulin-binding protein-like protein. The record is from RefSeq and is a predicted model, not a curated record. NCBI's taxonomy places the organism in Eukaryota, Viridiplantae, Streptophyta, Magnoliopsida, Fabales, Fabaceae. Gene Ontology annotation, biological process: protein folding. Gene Ontology annotation, cellular component: plasmodesma.
AAGUUCUCGCCAACAAGAUCAAAACCCUUCUUCCCUCGGAGUGUUGCUGGUUCUCCCACUCGCUGAAUGGCCUCUCACUGCCACUGUCACCACCACCACCAAGCUCCUCCUCCUCCUCCUCCCACCAUCACAGCCACCACCACCACCACCCAAUGCUGCUGCUACCACAACCCACCUAACACCUGUUGCACAGCCCCGCCACCCCAACACCACCUUCUGCACCCCAUUGCAUCAUUCCUCUCUCAACCCCAACCUCACCCUAUUCUUCCUUCCCCAAAAAACUACACCAAAUCUCACACUCACCACAACCUUAACCUCCCCACCCAAAACCACCACCUUCAACACCAACACCAAACUCAUUCCGCUAUCUCAUCUCUCCUUCACCGCAUCGAAUCCCUCGAGUCCUCUCUCAAUCACUACACCCGCCACUCCCUCCGACACACCGCGGCCACCGUCAUUCAAACCCAUUUUCGCUCCUUCCUUGUUCGCAGAUCAAGAACCCUAACCCAACUCAAACACCUCGCUUCCAUCAAAUCCACAUUCAACGCUCUCAAAUCCUCCUGUUCCAGCCAUGCCCAUGUCGAUUUCGCAGCCCUUUCUCUCAAAGCCAUGAACUUGCUCCUCGAACUCGAUUCCAUUGAGGGUUGUGAUCCGAUGAUUGUAGAUGGGAAAAGGUCGAUCAGCAGAGAUUUGGUUCGGUUUUUGGACUCAAUUGAAGAGGUUGCUUUGAGAAAGCACGUGCUUUAUGUUAGAGAAGCAAAGACUGUGAGGUCUGGUAAGAAAGUUCAAACACCGAGAAAUGCAGGUGAUGACGAAAGGAGGAAGCUGCUGAAUAAUUUGAGGGAUAGGGUUGAAAAGCUUAGUAGAUUAUGUAAGGUUUCUGCUAAUGAUGAAGAAGAUUCCGAGUCUGAGGAGGGCAUUCAUGAUGAUGGGGUGACCAAUGUUUUGAUUGGUGGAAGUAGUGAGGUGUCUGCAAAGAAAAAUGGCGUCUUCCUUGGGAAGCGAGGAGUUCAAGCUGGAGUGAAGAAGAGUGUGAGGUUUGCUGAAAAUGGGAAUAUUCGUGAGGUUUAUAGUAGGGAUGUAAGAUGUUCCGAUGGAAGUUGUUCAUCUAGUGAUGAGCAAGGAGAGGUUUUGGAUAAUGUGAGUGGUGCAGUUGAGGAUGAUGGUGUAAAUUCUUAUCAGGGUGCUGAUGAGGAGGAGGAAGUGUUGGUGAUGGAGAGUGGAAGGUUUCUGGAAAAUGAGGAGAAAGAGCAGCUUCAUGCGCACCAAGAAAAGCUCAUGUACUCUGCUCCUUUGCCACUUAAGAUGGAAAAUAGAAGUGGUGUGAAGAAGAGUAAAGGUGUGAAGAUUUUGACGUGAAGGACCAUGGAAUGUAUCAUGUAUGACUUAGUUUUCGCUCUAUUUGUAUUGUUUAAUUGUAACCUAGGAGUAUUUUUUUUAUUGGAUUUCAGAUUGGUGGAGCUCAUUUGUGUGUCUAACUGAUCGCUGGUUCUGUAAUGAACUUGAAAUGUUCAACUUCAGUUGUUGUUUUUACUGCAUUCGGGCUAUCAACUUUUUCCAACACUA